Messenger RNA from Aspergillus versicolor CBS 583.65, 483 nucleotides. Its product is annotated as alpha/beta fold hydrolase. Bases 1 to 483 code for a protein of 160 amino acids. The record is from RefSeq and is a predicted model, not a curated record. The transcript is spliced from 2 exons. NCBI's taxonomy places the organism in Eukaryota, Fungi, Ascomycota, Eurotiomycetes, Eurotiales, Aspergillaceae.
AUGGACACUCAAAUGAAUGUAGAAGAAACAGCACCAACCCCCAGGGAUCAUACGGAGUCCAUUGCCUGUGCAACGGGCACAUACUUCGACGGCAAAUCCGUGCAAGAGAACCUCACCUACGACGUCCUUGAAUCCGGCGUGGAAAGGCCAUCCAAAUGCGUUGAAUUCUACACCAGCAUCGGCCUGGAUCUACCCACGGCUCUGGAAGCGGCGAAAUGGCCUGCCCAAACGCGCCAAUAUAACGCGCGCGCUUUACUCGCUUUCGAGAUGGGGGGUCGGUAUCCCCGGUUUAAAGUCCCUGGUCUUGUGGUACAGGGGGAAUUGGAUAGGGCUACGCCUGCGGAGAGUCAGGUGAGGCAUAUUGCGCAGGCGAUACCUGAUUGUCGGAUGUGUGUGCUCAAGGGGGUGAAUUAUUUCCCGCCGACGGAGGCGGUUGGGGAGAUGGAGAGGUUGGCGGAGGGGUUUGUUGAGGGGUUGGCUUGA